AUGCUCUCCCGACUAUACAGCUACAUCCUCUUCCUCACCAUCCCCCCGAUAGUAGCAGGCGCAGGCACCGGAUCCUCCGACCCCCGAAAAUGCUAUCUCAUGGACGGCAGUUCCGCGCCGGCGCUCUCGCCCUGUCUACCUCUGUCCUCCUCCUCCUCCUCCAACAACAACAACUCAUCCGAAAGCAAAACCACCCACUCCCCCUGCUGCCUCCUCCGUAACACCACCACCAUCGCCUCAUCCUCAUCCUCAAACCAAAACGGAAAGGCAAACUCCGACACCUGCCUCACCCCCUCCGGCCUUUGCCUCUCCAAUCACGGCCUCCUGUACUCAUCCGGCUGCACAGACUCCACCUGGCUCGACCCCGCCUGUCCCUCCAUCUGCCCCGACAACCGCUCAAACUGGACCGGCAAGGCGCUCGAAGGCAAGGAGUGGAGCCAGGGCCAGAUUGUCGAGCAUUGGCAGGUUAUGGUGUGUGCGGCGAAGAGUGUUUGCUGUAGACGGUAUAGUAGUAGUGUGGAUUGUUGCGGGAAUCAGACGGUUAGGGUUAAUGAGGUUGUGGUUGGGGGGCUGUGGGUGGGGUUUUGGGCGCUGGUUCUGGUGGGGACGAUAGUGAUAUUGGGAGAUGUGAGAGUAUAG
Molecule: messenger RNA, 639 nt
Organism: Aspergillus steynii IBT 23096
Lineage: Eukaryota; Fungi; Ascomycota; Eurotiomycetes; Eurotiales; Aspergillaceae
Exons: 1
Coding region: 1-639 (212 amino acids)
Source: RefSeq, a predicted model, not a curated record